GAAGGCAGACUGUUUACAUCACGUGACUGAAUGGUGGAUACGACAAAUUUUAACAAAAUGGAUUCAACACUCACAAAAGUAGAUGAAAGAUUCAGGCGGACUAUGACGUCUGUUACUGAUUUGUUGUUUCCAGUCAGUAAAACGAAAGAUCAACAGAAGCAACAGAUAAUUCGUAAAAGUCAUGAGUAUGUCACAAACCUUCCUCUUCAAAUGGCUCUGUAUUUCAACUGUUUCUUCUUUCCAUUGUGGCUCAUUGGAAGUUUAGUCAUUUUAGAGCUUAAGUGGGAGUAUUUGGAUGACUUGUACCGGAUUGUGCUGGCUGCGGUCUAUAUUGUGUAUUUCAUCAUCGAAAUUGUACGGCUUUAUCUUGGCUAUUUAGGAAAUCUAAUGGAAAGGGUUCCUGAACUGGCUGGUAGCUGGCUCCUCACCCUGCUGUUGAGCACUCCCCUCAUCCUACUCCUCAACAUCAACGACAGCGCCAUUCUGCUUCCCAUGGAGAGGGCGUUACAUCUCAUCAUGGGUAUUUUUGUCCUCUUUGAGGUCGUCAUCGGGUAUUUUGCCAUUCGGGCAAUGGUGAAUUAUCAGGUAACCAAGUAUCACUUGCAGCAGUUCUCAGAUUUGGAAAACAUGGAUGACAGUGGCGAUUAUUUCCCAGAGUCUCGUUAUACAAGCUAACAUCACCACCCAUAUAUCCUCAUCAGUCUUUUUCCUUAGAAAUUGCUUGGUUCUGCUUUUCUUCGGUAGGCCUACUUAUAAAUCACCUUAGUGACCUACCGUUGUGUCUUGCAGUUUGGUCUGUAUUGUACCUCCAAAUUAUGCUUUCUGAGAAAAAAUUUACCCACCUCUAAGAUUGAGAUUGUAAUAAUUUUACUCUAAAGUGCAUACAUGAUACACCAAGUGAAUGAAAAGAAUGGGUUCUUUUCUAUCAAGUGAAUGUUUGGAAAACGUGAGCAAGAUUCAGGAAGUCCAACGGGUUUCUUUGAAAGCAUUCUGCAGAGUGAACAUUCUCAUCACGGAUCUUGGAGGUAGUGCUGCUGGUAGUGGAGACAAGUAUACUGAUUUAGUUAUGCUCUCUAACCUAACCUCCCAUGAUAAAAUGCGUUGCCUGACACCCUUGGCAUAGAAAUGUUUGUCUAAUUAGGCCUAUAUUAUAUAGUCGACUAGAGAAGAAGAGGUGCUGAGACCCAAGGAAAAGAUCAACUUAACCGAUAAUCAACUCAAGUGAGCUCAACACAAGUGGAGUCGACUGUCAUAGUAUUGUGCAACAUUGAGGUCAUGCAGUUACAUGUAAGUUCAGAACAUGCCCUUUCUGUUGCUCCACAGCUAGCUGCAAAUAAAAGAUCUGAGUUGUGCCUUUGUGUGUAUGCAUGUUUGAGUAAUUGCAGAUAUAUGUGCUAAGUUCUGAUUGGAUGAUUGGCUGGGAAAAAGAACAUGUAAAAGUAGAGAGAAUGAAAAAGAGACAAUUAUUAAGUGAACAUAUAUUGUUGUACCUGCGGAGGUAAUAGUUAUGAUGACAUGUAAAUAUCUCAUAUGUAUAUAAUAUAUAUUUAUGAAUAAAUUUAGUAUAUAUUUAUGCAAAGAA
Aplysia californica (California sea hare) is the source of this 1582-nucleotide messenger RNA. RefSeq names its product transmembrane protein 17B. Lineage: Eukaryota; Metazoa; Mollusca; Gastropoda; Aplysiida; Aplysiidae. The transcript is spliced from 5 exons. The record is from RefSeq and is a predicted model, not a curated record. Gene Ontology annotation, biological process: non-motile cilium assembly. Gene Ontology annotation, cellular component: ciliary transition zone. Bases 31 to 675 code for a protein of 214 amino acids.